AUGUCAAGUGUAUCAUCCCAAUCAGAACAGUCUCGAGCAUCAGAUCCAUUAUUCCAAAAUGUGGAGGAUUUGUAUUUGGAAAGUUAUGCAUUUACCACAGCAGCUGCGAUAGUUGGUUCAGUGGAUAGAAAGAUAUUUGUUUUAUUGAAAGACGGUAGGAAUCUUUUUGGUAUAUUAAGAACAUUUGAUCAAUUUGCCAAUCUUGUAUUACAAGACACUUUGGAAAGAAUAUAUUUGGGAGAGGAAGGUGAGGCCCCUACCCGUUUUUCUGAGACUUAUCGUGGUGUGUUUAUGGUGAGAGGUGAGAACGUUGUUAUGUUAGGAGAAAUGGAUAUUGAUACAGAAGACGACCAUUUAGAGAAAUUAGAGCAAGUGCCAUUUGAGGUGGCGCAACGUGAGUUGAAAGAACAACAAGCAAAAAAGAUCAGAGAACAAAAAGUAAAGACAAAGCAGUUAUUACAAAAAGGUUUGAUUAAUGAUUUUCAUAUAACAGAUUUGUAUUAA
Messenger RNA from Candida albicans SC5314, 504 nucleotides. RefSeq lists its product as uncharacterized. The record is from RefSeq and is a predicted model, not a curated record. Bases 1 to 504 code for a protein of 167 amino acids. The transcript has a single exon. Gene Ontology annotation, cellular component: Lsm1-7-Pat1 complex; P-body. NCBI's taxonomy places the organism in Eukaryota, Fungi, Ascomycota, Pichiomycetes, Serinales, Debaryomycetaceae. Gene Ontology annotation, biological process: deadenylation-dependent decapping of nuclear-transcribed mRNA. Gene Ontology annotation, molecular function: RNA cap binding.